This is a messenger RNA of Pangasianodon hypophthalmus (striped catfish), 919 nucleotides long. RefSeq names its product coiled-coil-helix-coiled-coil-helix domain containing 2 (gene chchd2). Bases 141 to 653 code for a protein of 170 amino acids. Gene Ontology annotation, molecular function: sequence-specific DNA binding. Lineage: Eukaryota; Metazoa; Chordata; Actinopteri; Siluriformes; Pangasiidae. The transcript has 4 exons. The record is from RefSeq and is a predicted model, not a curated record. Gene Ontology annotation, cellular component: nucleus; mitochondrion. Gene Ontology annotation, biological process: mitochondrion organization; positive regulation of transcription by RNA polymerase II.
AACGACACAUGACUCAUAGCUCUCAAGGUUGAAGGUCGGAGAAACAGAACCUGACCACAGCUAAACAGAGAGCGGAGGAUACCGACAUAGCGUUGCUUUAAAGCUUUAAACAUUGGUUGUAAAUAUUUGUAACAUUUAAAAUGCCUAGAGGAAGUCGCAGCCGAACUUCGAGGAUGGCUCCUCCAAGCUAUUCCUCCCGUCCGGCCCCGCCUCCACCGGUGGCCAGAGCAGCACCUCCACCGGUGGCCAGAGCAGCACCUCCACCAGCUCCUGCACCUGCCCCUGCGUCUGCUGUGACUGCCCCUGCUGCAGCUGCCCCCAGACAGCCAGGUCUGUUUGCCCAGAUGGCCAGCACUGCAGCAGGCGUCGCAGUCGGCUCUGCUGUGGGACACACCAUCGGCCACGCCAUGACGGGCGGCUUCAGCGGUGGCGGAAGCUCCGAGGCUGCCAGGCCUGAUGUCACCUAUCAGGAGCCUUAUCAGCCUCAGUACCAGCAGCAGCCCAUGUAUCAGCAGGAGCCAGUGCAGCAGAAUCCCUGUUCAUAUGAGCUGAAACAGUUCCUCGAAUGUGCGCAGACGCAGAGCGACCUCAAACUGUGUGAAGGAUUCAGCGAGGUGCUCAAACAGUGCAGAUUCUCCAAUGGUUUGCCCUGAGACUGGAAUGGAGACAUCGACAAGGACGCUUAUUCUUAAUGUACAAACAUACAUAACAAAGAGAACUUUAGAAAUGCAUAGUAGAAGUUGUAUGCAUUUCUUAGGGUGAAGCACUGUAUGAUUGUUCAAGACUUAAUGUUUGAUUUAUAUAUAUAUAUAUAUAUAUUGGGUAACUUGCUAUGAAUGUCAGAAUUGCAUAGUGUACGUAGUUUCAGAAGAUCACCGAACAUGUGACUGAACAAAAACACAAUAAACCCUAAAACCAC